Molecule: messenger RNA, 949 nt
Organism: Myiozetetes cayanensis
Lineage: Eukaryota; Metazoa; Chordata; Aves; Passeriformes; Tyrannidae
Gene: FHIT
Product: fragile histidine triad diadenosine triphosphatase
Exons: 6
Coding region: 83-628 (181 amino acids)
Biological process (GO): intrinsic apoptotic signaling pathway by p53 class mediator; purine nucleotide metabolic process; diadenosine triphosphate catabolic process
Cellular component (GO): nucleus; plasma membrane; cytoplasm
Molecular function (GO): bis(5'-adenosyl)-triphosphatase activity; ubiquitin protein ligase binding
Source: RefSeq, a predicted model, not a curated record
GAAGGAAAUGACAGAAUAGAGCAAAGCAACUACGGCACAUUAGUCAUAGUUACACUCCUUCAUUACUGCUUCAAAUUGAAAAAUGCCAACCACUGCACAGCUCACUGGAGUAAGUUCAGAGAGAACCGCACACAUUCAAAGAUACUCUUGCAGUGUCAUCGGAGAGGAAGAGUUUAGUCAAUUUGGAGGGGAUCAGAACCAGGUUACAGGCUGGGGAUUGAGACACUUCUCCUGUGGACCACUCAGAUUCUGUGUUUGUGCCUUGACACUGCCACCUUCAGAUGUCCUUGUUUGUCCCCUGCGGCCGGUGGAGCGUUUCCGUGACCUGCGUCCCGAGGAAGUGGCUGAUUUAUUUCGUACAGCGCAAAGGGUGGGGAACGUGGUGGAGAGACACUUCUGUGGAACCUCGCUCACCAUCUCCAUCCAGGAUGGCCCCGAAGCUGGACAAACAGUGAAGCAUGUUCAUGUCCAUGUGCUUCCGAGGAGGGCCGGAGACUUCAGCAGGAAUGACGACGUCUACGAGGAGUUGCAACGACAUGACAAAGAGGAUUCCCCUGACAAGUGGAGAACAGAAGAAGAAAUGGCAGCUGAAGCAGCAAUUCUGAAGAAGUAUUUUCAGGACAAUUAGAGGUAACAAAGUGUUUGAAACACAUCCAGUGACAUAAGGAAGUCCCCAGAAAGAAAGACUUCAUUCUCCAGUUCUCAGGGGCCCUGGAGCAGCAGCUCAAAAAUUUUAUUAUGUUCAACAAAUGUGGGAUUCUUCUAUGAAAAAUUUUAUUGGACCUUUGGAUAUCAUCAGGGUUGAAUUUCAGCUAAGACAACUAACAGCACUGGUUCAGAUAUUGCUCUGAGUAGUAACUCAUAUUUUUCUGAAUUGUGUACUUGGGAAUGAGUCUUUUUAAAUUGUCCCUCGGCCUAAAUUGAAAUAAAGUGCUAGCAAAAUCAGGUA